GUCUCCUGCAGAGCAGCCACAGCCGCUGACUCCUGAAGAGGAGGAACAGGAGGAACUGAGGCGUUUGGAUAAGGGAGUCCCCCACCUUCGGCGCGCCCACGGCGAGCUUGCUGGUGCGUUGCAGCGUCGAAGGUUCGGCCCACGUACAGCGGCGCUUGAGGAGGAGAUUUUUCACCUCCAGAGCGAACUGGAAGCG
Symbiodinium pilosum is the source of this 196-nucleotide messenger RNA. Lineage: Eukaryota; Dinophyceae; Suessiales; Symbiodiniaceae. The record is from the annotation of a GenBank genome assembly.